Diplodia corticola is the source of this 1029-nucleotide messenger RNA. Its product is annotated as epoxide hydrolase. The record is from RefSeq and is a predicted model, not a curated record. NCBI's taxonomy places the organism in Eukaryota, Fungi, Ascomycota, Dothideomycetes, Botryosphaeriales, Botryosphaeriaceae. Gene Ontology annotation, molecular function: hydrolase activity. The transcript is spliced from 6 exons. Bases 1 to 1029 code for a protein of 342 amino acids.
AUGCCGGCGACGAAGUUCUUCUCCGCAUCCAACAUGGCCGACACCGUCACCAAGCUCAGCCCUGGCUCCGACCCCCGGGUCUCGUAUGAGACUGCCGUGCUCAACGGCCGCACCUAUCGCUACAUUCUCGGCGUGCCCAAGGACGGCCAGUUCAAGGCCACCAUUGUCCUCGUCCACGGAUGGCCUGAUCUGGCUUUCGGAUGGCGCUACCAGAUCCCCGCCCUCAUCGACCUGGGCUUCCGCGUCGUGGCGCCUGACAUGAUGGGCUACGGCGGAACCGACGCGCCGAGAGUGCCGCCCGAGUCCAUCUCGCUGUACGGCUUCAAGCGCGCGGCCGACGACAUCGAGGAGCUGGCCCGCCAGCUGGGCGCGCCCAAGAUUGUGCUGGGCGGCCACGACUGGGGUGGAGCCGUCGUCUACCGUGUUGCGCUCUGGAAGCCCGACCUCAUCUCGCACGUCUUCGCCAUCAGCACGCCCUAUGCGCCUCCCUCGAAGGAGUACUACUCGGUCGAGCAGCUGGUUGCCGGCCCGCUCCCGCAGUUCAAGUACCAGCUGAACCUGGCCAGCGGCGCGCCCGAGGAGGGCGUGAAGACCAAGGAGGACUUCAAGAAGCUGCUCGUCUUCAUCUCCGGCGGCAAGGGCCCCAACGGCGAGCUGCUGUUCAACCCCUACGACGGCAUCGUCCUGGACAACUUGGGCAAGGAGCUCGACUACUACGCCGAGCAGUACGCCCGCAACGGUCUGCACGGCCCCUGCAACUGGUACCGCACCCGCAAGGUCAACUACGAGGAGGAGCUCAGCCUCCCCGGCGACGGCACCAUCAAGCAGCCCGUCCUGUACGUUGCCACGAACAAGGACACUGUCCUGAAGCCCGAGAUGUCGGCCGGCAUGGAGAAGCUCGUUCCCAACCUCAGCAGAGCCGCCAUCGACACGCACCACUUCGGCCAGUGGGAGAAGCCGGCCGAGCUCAACGACAUCAUCAAGCAGUGGGUUGAGGCCGUUGUGUUUGGCGGUAAGAGCGCUCUCUGA